UCCUCCGCUCCUUCACCUUCCUCUUCUCGCCUGCUUGCUCUUCCACCUCCCUCCGCCUCCCCAGAGUUCUCCUCCUCCUUCGCCUCUCCGCCUCCGGAGUUUCUCCUUCUUUCCCUCCCGCCUCCGAGGUUGACUAUAUUCGUCCGAUUCGGUGGAUUCACGCCUGUGGAUUAAUCGACCGAAGCUGCGCUCGAUCCUCUCUCUUUCGUCAUCAUAGACAUUAGAGGUGAUGGCGGAGAAAGACAAUGACUUGCCAAGAGACGCCAGGGUUGUGAAGUCACUACUGAAAUCAAUGGGUGUUGAGGAGUAUGAACCUCGUGUUAUACACCAAUUCUUAGAGCUGUGGAAUCGAUAUGUAGUUGAUGUAUUGACAGAUGCACAGGUCUACUCUGAGCAUGCUGGCAAGGCUGCAAUUGAUUGUGAUGAUGUUAAGCUUGCAGUCCAGUCAAAAGUCAAUUUCACCUUUUCACAGCCUCCUCCUCGAGAGGUCUUACUAGAAUUGGCUAGAAGCAGGAACAAGAUUCCAUUACCAAAGACAAUAUCAGGUCUCGGAAUUCCACUUCCUCCAGAACAGGACACGCUGAUCAGCCCAAAUUACCAACUUGCAAUCCCGAGGAGGCAAUCUGCUCAGGCAAUGGAAGAAGCCGAAGAAGAUGAAAGAAGUGAUGCCAAUCCAUCACAGGAGCAGAAAACAGAUGUGCCACAUAGUACGCCACAGAGAGUUUCAUUUCCCCUCUCUAAACAUCCCAAGUGAUGGAUCUGCAUCCGCAGGUAUGGUGUGACUGGGAAAAGAAUUGGAGAAAUUAUGGGUCUGUCUGCUGACACGGUAGUUCAUAUUGGAUCGUUUAAUGUAUAAGAAUAUUAUGCAGUCUGCUGGCUGUAUCCUAAGCUUCUCUUCCAUCUUUGGUCUGCUCAGUGACAAGUUUGAAGAUUGGUGUUUGUCAGCAACUGCUGUACCUGUAACUUAUCUUGCUUAGAAGCAAUCGCUGUUGAGCUUCUAGCAGCUGUAAAAAAAGUAGUUAGCUUUCCUUUA
Molecule: messenger RNA, 1033 nt
Organism: Eucalyptus grandis
Lineage: Eukaryota; Viridiplantae; Streptophyta; Magnoliopsida; Myrtales; Myrtaceae
Product: transcription initiation factor TFIID subunit 9
Exons: 3
Coding region: 230-754 (174 amino acids)
Biological process (GO): RNA polymerase II preinitiation complex assembly; DNA-templated transcription initiation
Cellular component (GO): transcription factor TFIID complex; SAGA complex
Molecular function (GO): RNA polymerase II general transcription initiation factor activity; protein heterodimerization activity; transcription coactivator activity
Source: RefSeq, a predicted model, not a curated record